Lymnaea stagnalis (great pond snail) is the source of this 12156-nucleotide messenger RNA. The record is from the annotation of a GenBank genome assembly. NCBI's taxonomy places the organism in Eukaryota, Metazoa, Mollusca, Gastropoda, Lymnaeidae.
AUUACCGGAAGUAGUAAUAAUAAAGCUGAAGCUGAAGGCUACCAGAAGAAACCAUUGACAAGAGAUCGACAGCUUAUUUUCAAAUACUGUAUAUUAUCAGUAUAAUUCAAAAUGAAACAAAGUGGGCAGUUGCCGGGUGUGGACCCUAAAUCAUUUCGCUGCUGUUUUUGUUGCCACGUAAAAACAGGAACACUGUUCUAUGGGAUAGUUAUUGCGGUAGGGCCUUUUUUUCUCUCUCCUGACUGAUUAUAAUUUAAUGGGAAGAAUAGUCCAAUUUAUUUAGGCCUAGCUGAUUUGUCACAACGGUAAUGAUCGGGAAAACCCGAUAAUAGAGCAUUGCGAGUCCGCCUGUCGAAAUAAUGACGACCACCUAUCAAUUAAUUUUUGAAAUUACAUUGUAAUUUUAUUCUUAAAGUUAAAAAAAUAAAGUAGUAAUUAGUAAGAGGUCAUCUUAGUCUCAAACUUACACUUGGAACUUAGAUGGUUAUUUAUUUAACAUUUUCCCCAUGGCCAUGGGAGUGCAUCUUUUACUAUUUGUCCAAAAAUAGGCACUUUGGUAUAGCAAGGAAUGUUGGUGCUUUUUUCAUUGAAUUCAUUGAUAAAAGGACUAUUUUGUCAUAAAAUUGUGGUAUUCAUCCACAUGUUUACAGUUACAGUCUUGGAUAUCUUGGCCUACAUUUCACUUUCCAUUUUAAUUUUUUGCCUCUUCAAUCGACCCCCAAUAUUGGAAAUUCCUAGAUUAUAUAAUGUAUUUUUCUCUAAAAGUUUUAUGAAGGAAGUUCAAAAUCUAUGUUAAUCUUAUUAAACUUCCUCAUCAUUAUAUAUUGAUGUAUAUGCAUGCCAACUUAUCUCAUUGAGUUAGGACAUAUAGGAUAUCAGCCAUUAAUUAUGCCCGUCCAAGUAACCUGCAUUAUCAUAAUUAUUAGGUCGCACGGGCACAGGCCUAUUUCGACCACACACCCUUUUUAAUGGCGGAAGAUGCCAAUAUUUAAGAAAAUUAAAUUUUCCAUUAUUACCACUGUUCACAUUUGAUGACUUGAAUUUUAGAAAAGAACUUAAAAUGCAUUUAAACAAGAAUAUUUUUAUUUGAGGUUUACUAUAAAUUAUCAUAAUUUGCAGUGACCAAUACAAUAUCAUGAGCAACCAUUCAUAAAAUUAAAAAUCACUUGCAUGUUCUAAAGUAUUAUUCUGAUUGUUUCAUUCAUAAGAGAUUACAGUGUGUAAAAACUAUUAAAUCAUUGGUUAAGGACAGCUUUAAUUAAUUUGUCAUUUGCAAAAGUUUAAAGUUCAAAAUAAGUAGUCCCAAACCAGUAUUAUUUUUAGGGGUACGCUUUGCCUUACAUAGUCUAUAUACCUGGUAUAUAAUGUAAUGGAUGCCUAAAACAUAGUGAACAGAAGAUCCAUAUUGUAUUUAUUAAAGUUAAUAAUCUAACAUAGCUAGAUACGUUACAAUGUAUUUAUAAAUGCAUGAUAGUAUUAAAAAUUAAAGUUAAUGUUAGAACUUUUAAUACCUGGCAUAAAUCCUGAAAAUAGUUUUAUAAAAUUAUCAUUUAAACAAAAGUUUUUGCGCAUGACUCGAUCAGUGGAAUUGGUUCACAAAUGUGGAUGGGAGUCCAUAGUAAAAAAAAAUAACAAACGAACUUGCACUUUAAAAAUUCAUAGCUCAAAAAGUGCUUAAGCUAGAAAGUUUAUUAUGGUUUCAUUUUUUUAAAAUACAACUGUAACAAUUGGGAGGGGUGACAUCACUAGGGUGAGACAACUCUUGUCAAAAACCCAUACCGUUUACUCAAACUUACCUAUCUUUUUAACAGUGAAUCUUCUAAAUUUUAUUUUGAAGGCAUUAGAUUUAAACUAGUUAAAACAUAUCGAAAUGUAAAAUAUUGGGAGAUUACUAAUUACAAUUUUUAUUUUUACAAAUACCAUUUUAAUAAGACAGUUCUCAAUUUUUCUGUUUCAGCUCAUCCAUCUGGUUUUCUUGGGAUUUCUUAUCCUUGCUGCCAUUCACCCUGAUGUUUUGGUACCAGAUAACAAACAACAGUAUGAUGGAAUCAUUGUUGUGCAGACAGAAACAGGAAAUUUCAUUCAAAACUUUCCUGAUCAGCCAAUUAAACAACAGAUUAGUAAAGGUGAAUUAUUUCCUUAGGGUCAAACAUAAGUAAAGUAUAUACUAAUACUAAUUGGGACCAGGGGUGGUUUAGGUGACCUAUUUUUGGGUCAUUACAAUGUUCCAACAGAAUGGUUGCGUUAAUAAGAUAUAAUAUAAAGUUACCUUAUCAUGUAUCAUAAUCAUGUAUUUCAUUUAUACUGUUUUAUCGUAUUGCGUAAUAACCAUACCACAAGGUUUAUCAGGGUCAGCUGAUUGUCAAAAAGCGGUUAGGACUGGAAUAUUUUUUCUUCAAAAAGGUUGUUUAUAAAAAUAAACGACUAGUGCUUAUAAUAAAAUCUAAGUUCUCUAUCUUAGUUGUUGCAGGCGUAUUUAUUAACCGUGAACUUCCCAUUGCCUUGACCGUAAAACAUCCAUACUAUCCCAAAAUAAUGGUUAAUAGCUCUAAAUGACUAAUUAACUUUUUUUACAAAAUGCAAUGCGUCUCGCUUAUUUAAACACCUAUUGAUGUAGAGAAAUGAAAAUUAUCUAUCAGAUGAUACCAAAUAUAUAUGGGUGUGUUAAAAAGUUACCUACUAUAUUAAAAAAAAAAAGUAGAAAAUAUGUUAAAAUAAUUCAAAUUUACAGGAUAAAUUCUUUACUUUUAUUGAUUAAUCAGAUUCUUAGUUUAGUUUUGCGUGGAAACAUUGCCCACCAUGGGUGGGGCUUACCUUUUAUAUAUUGUUUGAAGUGUGUGCGAACUCUCAAGGGAAUCAUUGCUUCUUCAAAAGCUAUAGCAGCUCCAGGUCUGUAGAGAGAAUUAUAGGCAGCUUUGACAACAGUGAUCACUGGUCUAAUUUUGUAGAGUGGAUCUUUCGGAAUAAAACAUUUGCUGUCCGCCAGAUGGAAGUAUCUCGAAAAUUUAUUAAAAUGACAUCAUCCACACAAGGAACUUUUAGUUAAGGAUCUUUAGACCAGUGCAUUCUGUAUGGGGCUCAUUUGUACACACCAGAUAUCAUAUUUUUGUAGAUGAUGGUUUAAAUGUCAGUGACGGGGCGGGGGGGCUAAAACUGAUCAUCUAUAUUAUGAUUUUCAAUGCUAGGCCCAACUCCCAAUGUAAACAUGUAAAUUUCCACUGGAUUUAGAAUAACACUCUAGGGAAAAGACUUGGUUGUUGUAGUUUCACUGUCACUAUCAUCACAUACAGAGCCAUUUUCAGAGCUCUCAUUUUCAAUUCUACAAUUGUUAAAACUUUCAUCAGAGGUUUCUCCUAAUCCAUUUUCAAUAUCACUUGCAUUUUAAUUGUUAUCACUUUCAUUGUUUCAAAUAUGUGACAUUGAAAGUUUAACCAAAAUUUAUAAGUACCUAAAUACAGUGAUUUCAAAAAUAUGUAGCUUGUUUGUUAUUCAAUAUAUCAUGUUUCUGUAAAAAAGGAAGUCGAACUUUUAUACUUUCGAACUAUAGCUUUUUUUAACAAUUAAAACAAAAUUUUAUGGUCCAAAACAAUAUUCAUUUGCGUAUAAAGUAGACGAUGGCAGCUACAGGAGGCGAUACAGUAUUAAGUGAUAGUGGGGGAUACAGGAAGCUAUUGGUUAAAUAACUAGCUGGCAGAUUCCAUUAUCCAAAUCUGGUCACUUUUAUAUACAGUACAUCUAGCUUUUACCUGGAAUUAGCGCAGAUCGAAAUUGUUUUUAAAAAUUUUCUCCAUGCCCAUUGCACAGGAUAAUAAUUAAUUCAUAAAAAGACGGAUUUUGGGGUAACUAGCAUUUUGGUUUCAAAUCUGUUUGUGUUACUCAUACUAUGCCAAAAUAAAUUAUACAAAUUUUAGGUGUUCACAAAGCAUAAGUAUAAAAAUUAAUCGGCCACAGAAAAAGAUUGGUGAUUCCUGCAAUGCAAAUAGCAUGUGAUAAUAUUAUUUUAAAAAGUAAGGGGGAAGUUUGUAUAGCGGAUGUUUCUGAUAUUCUGCAUUCAAGAAACAGCCUUUCUAGCAUUUAUUGUUGUUUUUGUUGAAAAUAUAAUAGAAAGAAAACUCUCCUUUGUGUGGGAAUAUUUGGGAUGUUAAAUCAAUUAUUCAAUGGCCAGUAAAGUAUAUGAAGACCUCAAGGGAAAAAGCGUCAGAGUCCAUUUUUAAUUUUUUUGAGAUAUCACCCUUGACUAAUAGUCAGUUAAAAAUAGAAGGUGCUGAAUUAAGUUUAAAGGAGAAAAAAUGGCUAAGUCCAUAUGAAAAAUGGAGGAGCAUAGUCCAAUGUUUACAAUGUUUACAUUUGAAGUCACAUGAUUUAAAGGUCCAAUGAGAGAUAGCUCUAGUGUAAACAAAAUUUAAAGAUGGCGACCGAUUCGCUCAGCUGACCGACAAACCGAGGAAAACGUUAACUGACAGACCUGAUUUUUUAAAAUUUCCUACCACAAGAACACAAAACAAAUUAACAUAAGCACGUUUAAUUGGACUUAAAACAUUAAAAUAAUAAAAUUUGUAUUUUUAAAUCAGAUUUUACCCUUGUUUUGUUAAAUUCAGUUAAUUAAUGUGUGUGUUUGUCUCGUCUCUUUCGCUAUCGCUCUAGACUAGUAGUGACUAAGAGUCUAGUCUAUCACUGUUUGUUGCAUGUCUGUGUCUCUCCCUGUCAGCCUAUCUCAGUUAGUUUGUAUGUCGCUCUCCGGGUCACUUUAACUCUGUGCCUGACUCCCCGUGAACUCUCUAUCUUCGAGUGUCUGUCUUGCUAUCUCUGUCUGUUACUCUACGGAUUUUACUCAUACAGUUACAGCUACUGCUAGAGAAAAAAACAACUAAUUUUGGGCCAAAAUUGUAAGAAGCACAUCAGAAACUCAGAAAGUAUGAUUUUAAAUCUGAUUUUCGGGUUUAAUUCUUUAAUAAUAUAUUUUUUAAUGAUAGUUAUAGGCAUGAUCCAUAUUCUUAUUUUUAUAGUGUCAACAAAAAUGACUUGCCUAAGGCAGGGGUCAUUCGUAAAUUACGUCACGCUAAAAAUGAUCUUUUUAAACACCCCCUCCAUAUGCUUGUUCAUUUCCCUUACUAUCCCUGUCCUUGCCCCCUACUAUCAUUGUUCAAUUCCCCUACUAUCACCUAAAAAAUUAAAAACAUACAUACAAUUUUCAUAACUAAAUUAAGAAAUUAUUUUAUUCAUUUUCCCAUAAUGCAGCGGUUCUAAACCUGUGAGUCGCGACCCCUUUAGUUGGUCAAAUGACUCUUUUAAAGGGGCCACCUAAGACAAUCGGCAAUUGCAUAUCCUCUACAGUUAUGAAGUACCGACGAAAAUCGUUUUAUGGUUGGGGGUCGCCACAACAUGAAGUACUGCAUUAAAGGGUCGGGGCAACAGGAAGGUUGGGAACCACUGCCAUAAUGAUUUAGAUGUAGUAUUAUUAGAAAACUGAGUUUCAUGGUACUUAUAUUAUAAUACCUGAGGCAAUUUUGACAUCAAAUUAAUGUUUUAAAAAUAAUUAAAUUAUUUUUUUUUUCAGAAUAUUUUUGACCCCCCCCCCUUCCCCCUGUCACAAAGUGUGGCAUAUUCUCGACCCACCCCCUCUGAGCGUGGCGUAAUUUGCCAUUGACCCCCAAAUGUGAAUAUUUACUUAUAAAAUAGUUUUAAAUAGAUAUUUAUCAAUAAUCAAACCUUGAUAAAUUACUACAAGGGAAAAAACGGCAGUCCAUUUUGACCUCCCUCUCUACUAUAAUGAAAUAAAUCAUGUUACAUUCAAGUUUGAACUACUUUAUCUAUAUAAUAACUCAGGGAAAUGGACACUCUUGUGAAAUGCAUUUUAAAAAUUACAUUUUGUUUACACAUUUUUGAUGUGCAUGGUUUUGAACUUUAAAAAUGGAAUAUCUCAAAACAACAAAAAUGUGACCCUGCCGUUUUUUCCCUUGUGGUCUUCAUAUUGAUUAGUGUUUCUAGACCAAUUUUGAAACCAUAGGUAUGAUAAAUAUAGCUUAAGAAAUGUGAGAUUGUUAACCAACAGUUUGUAAAUAAUUAUAACGUACGGACUACCUAAAGCCCAGUAUAGUUAUACAGUUAUAAACUGAUGUCAAAAGAUUUGUAAAAGCACCAGAUUUUCAAUGUUUUCAAUAAAUCGGAUUUAUUCCUCUCUGACCUAUUUAAAAUAUCCUAACUUUAGUAACAAUUCUCUCAUUAAUAACGGAAAACUAAAUAUAUUCUUUCCAGAUAAUCUGUGUGUUAUGUUUGGAAUCACUUUGGUGUGCUUAAUUUCAACAAUAGCCCUUGUUUAUGGAGUGGCCAGAGUAAGUUCAUACAUUUAUUACUGUGUUUUUAAUGACAUGUGAUAUACUUACACCAAGGAAGAUAUAAAUAGUUCUUUAACUUCCACAUUUUUUAAAUUAGUUCAAUGAAUUUCUUUUCUUUAGAAUGUGCUCUUAAACUACCAAGAAUUGUUUACCAAUUGCCAGGACAUGGUGGUUGGUGGGGGGGGGGGGGUAACAAUUAUUGAAACUGUUAACAUUUCUUUUGAAAAGUGGGAAAAUUGGGAAGAGAAAAAAAACUUCAAAUAAAAACAUUUUUUAAAUUAGUUCCAUGAAUUUCUUUUCUUUAGAAUGUGCUCUUAAACUACCAAGGAUUGUUUACCAAUUGCCAGGACAUGGUGGUUGGUGGGGGGGGGGGGGUAACAAUUAUUGAAACUGUUAACAUUUCCUUUGAAAAGUGGGUAAAUUGGGAAGAGAAACAAAACUUCAAAUAAAAGUGUAUAAAAAUAUUAGAAUUAAACAAAGACCCAUUUUACAAAUAAUGUAUCGUAAAGCUAAAUAUUUUAAAUGCAUUUUUUCACCCUUUCCCAUCUGUACCUGCACAGAAUUUGGCCAGCUAUCUGAUGCCCUUUUUCUGUCUUCAAGUUUUUGACUUCUGCCUCAGUUGUCUCACUGUGGUUGGCUGCUUCACCUAUGCUCCUAAUAUCAAACAGUGGAUUCAUGACCAAGGAUUGGUAAAUAUCUUGAGGCUUGUUCUGGUAUUCACCAUGAAUAAAGACAGUUAUUUUAUUCAAGCAUUGUUUUUUUUCUUGCUGAGCUUUCAAAUAGAGUUUUAAUAUGUAAUUUUGAAAAUACCUUUGUACGUUCUGUAUGUUUAACACAUGCAUAAAUUAUGUAUUGAAGACUGGAACAAAAUUGCAUUUAAAACUUUGGACUAAAGCUUAUGAGGAUUCUAAUUGAAAUAUGUUGUUAUGAUCCAGGUUUUGGAAUUUUAAAUUUCUUGAUUUGAUUUUAUUUGAUUUCUUUAUUCUCACAAAUAUCCCUAUCUUACAUAUGAUUUCCCUUACCAAUGACAGGAAAACUUCCCUCUGAUGAACAAUCUCAUGUGCUUGGACUCGGAUUAUUUGAUGUUGCUCUUUGUUACGUGUCUUAUCCUUGUCCUCUCCAUUAAGGUAAGCACUCUGCUUUUUACAUUAUGAUUAAAUGCCAUAUAUUGCCAAUUGUUAAAAAGAAAAAAAAAACAGUUUAUCUAAAUGACAUAUUAGAAAUCUAAAUUGAUGAUUUGCACAAAACAAGAGCAUGGUUGAUCAGAGGAUAUAUACACAAUUUCUGUUAAAUGAGCAACAUGUGGAAGUAGCAUAUUUUGUUAAAUUUGUAUUUUAAAUUAUAAAUAUUGUAGUCAUGCUGAGUUUUUUAAAAUUGUGUUUGCUGAGAAGACAACUUUUUGGGGACUAAGUGUCUUAGUCCUAGAGUUUCCAAAUAAAUCAGAAACGACUAUUUGAUGUAGAAUUUUAAUAGGCUAAACAUAUGAAAAUCACCAUUGUUACAUUAAGAAAUGGCGUCAGCAGGGCGAGUCUAGACUCUUAUGCCCCUCCCCGGUCCGACGUAUCGGGCCGCGGAGCGGCACGUUGGAGAUGCCCACUCGUCAGGACGGCCCCCCACACGGGCCCCUCACCCAAGUCCCCCUCCUGGGCGCUCGACCAGGACCCCGCCUGGGGGCCGCCCCAACCAGCAGGCACCCGGUCGACCCGACACUAUGCGUUUAAAUAGUGCACUCGGUCGACUUUCUCAGGAGUCGGGAUGGAAAAAUUUACGUCCUAAUAUCUUCCCCCAUCCAUCCCGGGAAAGCGUCGGACGCCCUAUAAGAGGGAUUCCACAGUGGGUUUCCACAAUGCGACUAGUUCACGCUGUAGCUGGGACGAAACGGUUGCCUAGGGGCAGCGUUCUCACGGCUGCAUUAUUUGAAUCCUCGGCCAGAGGUUACCACCCUCGCCUCUGGCCUCAUACCCGUUAACGGCAACUUGUAAUCAUGAUCCCUACCCUGGCUCUGCCUAGCUUUCCGACUGUGAAAUAUCACAACCGGCAGCCCUGUGGGAGCUGUCUUAUGUACGGCAGGUACCGAGCACACCCUUUGUCUGCCCACGCGGGGCGUGCCCAGUAGUUAUGUUUCCCGGUACACGCCAAGGGGGUCGGUGGCUGACGCUUCCUAAUCGGCAAGCCACAGCAGACUUGUCAACCGGAACCCGGGACAGAAAAAUCACCAUUAAACGCUGCUAUGUUUCUUUGUCUCACAUAUCACAUUUGUAUUAUAGGCUUACCUCAUUGGCAUGGUAUGGUCGUGCUACAAGUACAUCCAGAUGCAUGUUGCUUCACGCAGCAUGGUUAGAGAAUACUCUGUAGAUCCUGACACCGAGGUAUUUGUUUACUUUAGGGGAGAAAAUAGUUAUUUAUUUUGUUGAUUCAAGCUCUGAAAAUUUUCCUUUCCGAAUUUUCACAUCUUAUUUUAGGGUACUUAAGUAAGUAUGGCUUUGGGUAUAAGGAGUAAAGAUAGCUGCAAUCAAGUGGUUUUAAUCUGAUAUUGUUGUACCGACCCUAUGAUUGAAUCUGGCUGAUAAUUCGAUUAAUACUUUAUUUAUGUUAAAUAUUUAAAAAUUGUCAUGAGGGCUUUGUCAUUCUAAAGAAAAUAAUUAUUUCAUGUUUCGCUGUCAUUUGACAAAAAUAUCCACUCAUCUCACCCAUUUGAAUCAAGUCACCUUUAAAUCUUCUCCUCAGAUGCUGCUCCCACCCCGCUAUGAAGAUGCCAUCAAGGUCCCAAGUAACUAUCCUCCACCCCCAGCUUACAACCCUCAGUAAAUUUGGCUACUGCAUCACUUGGCUCUUGAACAGUUAAAUGAGGAUUAGAGAAAAUACAACAUUGGCUUGUUUUAGAAGUAUUUUUUCCUCAGAAGCAAAGUGAUUUUUUUUUUCCUUAAAAAUUAUUACAAUAAAGCCUAAAUGAUUCUGCUUGAAUAAAAUCGGAAAUACCCGUAAAUGACAGCUUCUUUGAAUAUAUUAUGUUGUGUUGUAACUAAUUGUGUAAAUAAAAGUGUUGGACUUUGGGGUUAGGAAUUUUGGAAGGCUUUUUCUGCUCUUUAUCUAUGGAUCUAUACAUUGAUUAAGAAACUUGGAGUCUAAAAUAGAAAAAACUAGCAAGGUAAUAUAAAGCAUUCAACUGUUUAUAAAGGAGUUGCAAAGUUUUUUUCCCAUUAGGGUACUUAACUACAAUGAAAACUUAAUAGCAAUCUCUGCUUUCAAUUUAUUAUUGCAAGAACUAGUAAGAACUUGAUAACUGCCGUCAAGUACUUUAUACAGGGAAAGAGUUUUAAUAACUCGGAUUGCUCUGCUAUUUACCAAAGUUUUACAUUUGAAAUUCUGAACCCUUUGUGAAUAAAGGAUAAAACUUUAAUGAUGGAUCCAUAGUUGUCUACAAUUCUAAUUCAAUCUUUAUUUUGAAUUUAUAUAAUUGGCUUUAUACAAUUACAAAAAGGAUUUUGACACAGUCUGUUCUUUUUAAUGUUUGUUUUGUAUUAUGUUAAUUGUUGCUACAUGCCAGGGUGGGUAUUUUCCUUUUCAAUAAUAUUAAAAUGACAUAGUUGCAAGUCUUGUAUGUGUAUAAUCAGUGUUAUGUCAAUUUUAUGUAUAUAAUGUCCAAGUAAAUUGAUAACUAAUAAUUUUUUAUUUGUAUUAUAUAAUGUCUGACUUGACAUAAAUAAGUUUGAAAACAAGACUAUAUUACUUGCCAGGAAACGUUAUCAUGUGUUGUAAGACACAGGUAUUGUAUACUCCAAUACUUUUUUUUGUGUGGUUAUAUGGAGUUGUCGAGACAGUUCUUUUAUUAUUUUGCUAUUUUAAAAAAUGAAACUGUACUGGAAGGAGACACUUCUAUAUUUUGGGGAUGAAGUUAGAUUUUAUACAAGUUUCCCUUUGGAAAAUUAUUAGUUAAUUAAAUACUUUCAUUUGAUUUCUUUCUUUUUGAUGUCAAAUUUUCGUUUUUCCAAAAUAGAAACUUUCAAUGAGCCUUUGUAAUCUCUUUUCUCAAUGUGAUUAAUCUUGUUGUCCUGGACAUGUUAUUAUGAGAUACAGCUGUCAAAAGAUGUAUUUACACAUGUCAUGUUCACGUAAUUGUAGAAUGACUUGUGAAAAAUCUUUGGAUUCAAUUUGAAAUGAUCAUUUCACAACCACCUCCUUGAGUUUGGCAUUCUGAAAUCUCAUGCAAACAAAUAGAUAAGAAGUCUUUCAAAAUAAAUUUAAGGAGAUGAUGGAAAUAAGGCCAUCUUUUUUUGUGUAACUGUAAAUUGAUCUUUUCUUGAUGAUGUCAAAAUGAAAGACAGUGAGAAAUCCUCCAACCUCUGAAAAAUAAAAACAUUGAAAAUGUAGAGCUGUGAUUUGUUUUUGUUUAUAUUUCAUUCUCUUUACUUUCUGUAACACAUGUAUCCCUUUGCUUCUGUAAAAAUUGCCUGAAUGACACAUUUAAAUAAGAAGUAUUGACAUAGUUAAGACUGAUUUGAUUAUAAAAGUAAAUGCUAACAGGGCAUCAACAACAGAUGUCACUCCUCUGAUUAUUUUUGUGUGGAUAUUAAAUGCAGAGACAAGAUCAAAUUUAAUAUAUAAAAAAAUCUUUACUCUUCUUUUUUUAGCACAAACAAAAUUUGCCUUGAAGGCUAGAGUCCAUUAAACAACUAAGUUAGAGAAAUGUCAUUUGAAAAUAGCCUCAUUAAAAAAAAAAAGCUAAGACAUUUCCAGAUAUUUUCUUUUUGAAUUUUGAUUGACUCCCAAACUUGAUUUAUUAAUAAAGUGUAUUGUAAAUCCCAUAGCUUGCCUUCACCCACGUAUGUAAACAUAGUUUGUUUACCUGCUGUCACUUUAUCCAUGCGUUGUAAUCUAGUAUCUAGCACUAUUUUAUAGACCUAUGUCUGAAAUUCCUCCUGUGAUGCAAUAUUUCAUAAAUGUCGUUUUUACAACUUUUUGAAUUUUUUGGGGUGAUAUUAUUAACUUCUUUAAUUUAAAAGAUCUAUUUAAAAUAAUGUCUGGUUCAGGGAAAGCUUUUGAUGAAAGAUUUUCAAAAUGUCUUGAGCCUGUUAACGACUUUGAUAUCAAAAUUGUAUUGCUCUGGACUUUUAAAACAACAUAUAAAUCACACAUGAAAUGUUAUUCAAACGUAAUAUCUAAAAAUCAAUUGCAUUAUAUCCCAGAACACUUUUGGCUGUCAUAUAUAAAUUAAUCAUAUUUCUUUCUUCACUUUUUUUAUCAUGUCAACCGUUGCCAUAUUGAAGAUUUCAUUGUAAAACCAAUGGACAUAUUUUUUUCUACAUUAGUGACAUUUCUAAAAGUCAUAAGCAAGCAGACCUGGGCUGUCACCUUUUUUUAGCCUUUUGUCAAAAAACUAACAUCUUGGAAAAUGAGGGAGCUUAGUCCAUGUUUCUCAAAUAAUAAACUAAAUGGAAAUGUAAUGAAAUCAAUUAUAGUAGUCCUUGGUAGUUUUCAUCUUUGCCAAUAACUCAGCAGCAACAUGACCACAAGAUAACAGGUACUCACUUUAGACUAUGUUGGUCAACUCUGAAAACUGAACUGAGUUUUUUAGAUAUAUCGUUAUUGUAAAAAGUCUCCCAGGUCAUUUUCAAUAUAUUACUUGUUCUAUACUAGAUUUAAUUUUGUAAUACAACCGAGGGGGAAAAAAUAAUUUUUCAUAAAAUGUACAUUUCAAUUUUUUAAAAAUAAUUUAUGUUCUCAAUGCAAAUUUAUAUUAUAAUUUUAAAAUAUAGAAUUGCAUAUUAAUUUAAAUCCAUGUUAACUUAUGUGGUAUACGGUAAUAAAAUUCUUGAUUUUG